Messenger RNA from Tachysurus vachellii, 458 nucleotides. Its product is annotated as deoxynucleoside triphosphate triphosphohydrolase SAMHD1-like. Gene Ontology annotation, molecular function: dGTPase activity. The record is from RefSeq and is a predicted model, not a curated record. Bases 39 to 458 code for a protein of 139 amino acids. Gene Ontology annotation, biological process: dGTP catabolic process. Gene Ontology annotation, cellular component: nucleus. The transcript has 4 exons. Lineage: Eukaryota; Metazoa; Chordata; Actinopteri; Siluriformes; Bagridae.
UUGAGUUUCUUUCUUAUAUCCUUCAGGAAGCAAUAAACAUGUACGAGCUCUUCCAUAAUCGAUACAUGCUUCACUACACCGUCUACCAUCACAGGGUUAAGGUGGUAAUCGAAACAAUAAUUACUGAUGCACUUGUGGCUGCUGAAGAUCACUAUAAACUGGGUGGAAAGACUAUCUCUGAGGCAGUUUUGGACCCUAAAACAUUCAUGAAACUCACAGAUGACAUCGUCAUGAAUAUCAUGCAGUCAACAAACCCAAACCUCAAUAACUCAAAGAAAAUCAUCAGAAGAAUUAGGAAACGUGAGCUUUACAAAUUUGUCGGUAGCAAAAUAUUUCAGACAAGGGAGAUAAACAACUUGAAAACAGCUCAAACGAUGCGCGAUGCUACUGAGAGACUGACCGCCUGUGAGUGCUUUUGGACGGGAGAGGGGCUCACGGCAGCACCCGCUGCUCGUUGA